This is a messenger RNA of Colius striatus (speckled mousebird), 5280 nucleotides long. RefSeq names its product GPRIN family member 3 (gene GPRIN3). Gene Ontology annotation, biological process: neuron projection development. The transcript is spliced from 2 exons. Gene Ontology annotation, cellular component: plasma membrane. Lineage: Eukaryota; Metazoa; Chordata; Aves; Coliiformes; Coliidae. The record is from RefSeq and is a predicted model, not a curated record. Bases 237 to 2588 code for a protein of 783 amino acids.
CCCUCCUCCCGCCGCUGCACACUCCGAGGAAGGGCUUGUUUUCCUGCCCGGAUGAUGAAUUUCUCCGCAAGGUCAUCCCUGCCCGCGGCGGCGGCGUGCCCGCGGCUCCCCGGGCGCCGCUGCGGAGAUUAGCUUUAGAGGAAACUUGUCACCAACAGCCUGCCCUGCUGUACCCACUGCCCAGCAAGAAAACUCCAAGGAGAAGCUGAGGGCAAAUCACGUCUCAUAGACAGUCCAUGGGGACUGUGCCAAAUCCUCUGAGAUCUGCCAAGCUUUCCCUGGUCACAGCUUCUGCAGAGGAGGACCACCUGGGAGACCUGCAGUCUUCUAAGAACCAGCUUUCACUACCCAGAGACAAGAAGGCCAGCAAUGGGUUCCCAUGCACACCAGCUGGCUCUACUGGGCUUUGCUUGUUUGACCUGAAGUGCCCAGCGGCUGCAAGCACACAGAGGCAGGAGCAACGCUGUGAGGCCAAUGGUAGCCAGCAGGAAGCUUUCCCUCCCAGGCUCACCAGCAAAGCUUCAGAGGAGCAUCCCGCAGCCAUAGAGUCUGCUGGUUGCUCCCAGAGAGAAGGCAGCCAGGGACCAGCAGCACCAGCCCCCACUGCAGCAGGAGCCUCUUUGGUGGGGCAGGGACCAGAGAUGAUGCCAGCCCCCCAGAGCUCCAGGCAGUUUGUGCAAGGUAGCCAGGCGAAAACCAGCUCCUUGACACAAAUGGAUGACUCUGCCUUGAAACCUCAGGGGUCUGAGGAUCAGCCAGCACUUGAGGUGUUAAAUUAUUCUUCCCCGGGUGACCCUACCAGGAGUCAUGAGUCUUGUUAUACUUCUCAAGCAAACCCUGUACAAAGAGGGGAAAAAGACAGGGGACCAGAAAAAUCUGGAUCUGCUGCAUGUCAGUCAGCCUCGCCAGUGAGGCAUGCCAAGGCUGACCUGGGUAGAGACCCACAGACCAGUUUGGAGGCCAAAAGCGGGACUGCAGACGCCGUACAGUUGCAUCCCACAGGCAGAACCCAAGCAGUGCAGAGCAGCGAGGCACCGGCCCAGUGUAGCCCCAAGAGUCCUCAUCCUGUGUGCAAUAUGGAUACCGAGCCAAUGAGUCCAGGCCUCGCCCAGCCCUCCAAGUUCAGAGAAACCAGUACAAUGACAGUUCAGCCAGAGAGCAGCCCUAUAACUCAGGAAGCAGCAAGCAGGACAUGGAGAGACGCAGAGGUUCAAGCCGUGGCUACCAUGGAGAGCAAAUCGGCCUCCACUAGUCCCAGCAUCCUCCCCGCCUUCUUGAAAGGGAAUCCUUCUCCAGAGGAGAAGGAAGAACUGCACGUAAUUUACCAAGGAGAUAUGGCUCUGAGCCAGUCUACACUUACUGACGGUUCAUCCUCACAACAAAAGUCCCCAUGCCCUCCUGGUGUCACGUCAAAAUCAAUUGUUGUUAUGUCUGUGACUGCUUCAGCCCAAACCCAACCUUUCAAAAUGCCUGGAAUGGUGGUGUCUCCAGCAUCAGGAGAUAAUGCAAAACCUGUUCUCUCCUUCUCUUCUGCAGCUGUUACGUCCCAAGGGACAUCUGUAAAUGACACUGAAAUGAUCGGUUCAGCUCAUGACAGGAAGGAUGUCACUCAGCUGCCAACGGGUGCUUCAGUCCCUGUUGAGCAGCUUGCAGUUGACCCUAGUACUCAAACUCCAAUGGAGUUGGGGUCUGGUGCUGGUGAGCCAAGCAUCACUUCUGCUCAUACUGUCCCAGGAACUGAAAACAACAUGCAAGAUCUCGACCACAAUGCAGGAAGCAAACGGUCACCUUUACUCUGUAGCACAGACAGUGAAGUCAAGCAGGAGGAGACCACGGGCAGCUCUGAGCAAAAGCCAGUGCAAAGUAAAGGCGCAGGUCAAGGGGAGGCCAUUCCUAAUCAGUGUGCAGUAAAUGCAAAGGAAGAAAACUUAGCGGUGCUUGAUCCUAAAGGAGACAUGGUUAGCAGCCAGCCUGCUGCUGUCUGCCUAAAGGUGCGCUCAGAGGAUGCAAGGGAGAAGGACGAGGGCAGAGGCCAAGGACACACUGACCAGGCUCAGACAGCCUGCAGCCAGAGCCUGCAGGCAGGACUGACACCGGAAUUGAGUGCGAGUUCCGCAAAUCUCACCCCUCCCUCGGAGACAUCCCAGCAGCAAGACCUCCUGGCCAAGGAACCUAGACACGAGCCUCACACAGCAGCUCUUUCCACCUCAUCUCAGGCCUCUGCAAACCUGGGGGAAUGCAAAAAACAGCCCACCCCUGCCAUGGAGGCAAAAGUGCAGGUGAAGCAGACCAAACAUGUCAGGGAUGUUGUUUGGGAUGAGCAGGGCAUGACAUGGGAGGUUUACGGUGCUUCCCUCGAUCCAGAAUCCCUGGGAAUUGCCAUCCAGAACCACUUACAGAGACAAAUCCGGGAACACAAGAAACUGAUCCGAUCCCAGAACAGUCAGACCCGGAAAUCCAUUUCUUCAGAUACAUCCUCAAAUAAAAAACUGAAAGGGAGGCAGCACAAUGUGUUCCAGUCCAUGCUGCAGAAUUUUAGGCGUCCUAAUUGCUGUGUCCGACCCGCUCCCUCUUCUGUGUUAGACUGAUGUGGUUUUGCAGGUGUGCAUAGAUGUCUGCGGUGGUAGAGAGAAUCCCUCCCCUCGAGUCUUGCUGUUCAGUUGUGUUCAUGGGGUUGUGAUGCAGCAACAGUGGAAAAUUAUUCCCUAUUGUUUUCUAAAUAGCCACAUGCUCCAUCACACUGUUACUAUUGCCACAGCUGGUGUAUUUCCACAUUAUGCCCCCCAUCCUGACUACUGUCAGAUUAAAAGCUAGGCACUUAGCAAAAGCACAAACUUAAAUUGCCACCUUGCUACCGGGAGAGCAUCACCUUCUGACACAGCAAGAAGCAGAGAGAUUGUGAAAAUUAUUCCUGGAAGUCAGUUGUGUGCAUCAUGAGGUCUUCAAGAGGUGGGCUGUGAGAAGCUGGGUGAGGUGAAACUGAUGUUCAACAACUGUAAAGACCUAACACAAGACAACUUUCCUGUAAGUUACCCACAUGAAAAGGCUACAGACGUUGAUUGCUGAGCAGUCUCGCUUCUGUUGAUAACCUUGGGGCACAGAGAACCAGGCUAAGAGUGAGGAUCAAGGCUGAAGGAUUAUCUCUUUGGGAGAAGUUGUAUGAAGGGGAUUUUGAUUACUAGAAGGAGAAGUAAGAGAGAGAUAUAUUCUGCAGGCUUUUUCUGUGCUGCAUCAGCCACACUUGAGGUAUAAACAGGUGGUGCACAGGGGACAGGUGAGGCAAAGGGAGCACAGCAGUAGAGACACUUGUGUCUGAUGGGACAUUGUCCUCACUCGCGCUGUGGUGCUCCAGCCAAGCCUUGAAAAAGCUCUGGCUUCUCAGGCGGGGUGGGCAGCCCCUGCUCCCAGCCUCCCCUGAUGCUGAGCACCUCUCUUCUAAAUCACUUCUUCAAGUGAUGUGGAUCUUUUUUUCUCUCUCCAGAGAUGCACAGUAGUGUUUUCUCAUAGGAGCAGACUGUCCUGUGCAUCUGGGGCCAUCAGCCUACAUGUCUAGUGUGUUACACUGUUUUUUUUUUUCCUUUUAAUUCUUUAGCCAACUCUACUUUUUUUCAGUAUUUCAGGGCUUUUCCUGCUGCCUUUCAUAAACCAAGUACCAUUUACUUAGCCUGUGUGCAUUUUGUUUUACCUAAUGCUCUCUAAUAUUAUAAACCAUUAUAUUGUUAACUUGAAACAUUUACUUUACAAAAGUACUGAAAUCUUGAGACAAUCUUUGCUGUAUUUCUGAUGUUAGAAAAGUUGUAGAAACUGCUAAUAAAAGGCAGCUUAGUGACUGUUUCUCCCAAAGUGUGAUAUACAGUAAUAUCUCAAAUGUACGUUGUUCACAUUUCUCACUUUAAUAAUAUUUUUCAACCUGGGAAAUGUAUUUUCCCAUUAGCUUUUUAUCCUGUCCACUAGACUUCAUGACGGGAGGCUGGGGAGCUCCUGCAGUUUGUAGAAAAUUUAGUUUUCAAUCCUGCAAGGCACUGAGGAUUUGGACAUUGUAAUCCUGCAGAGUACUAGAGUUAAAUAGGGGUUACUUUUAUUCCAUUAAAGAUUUUUCAUGAAUCACAAUGAUAAUUUAUUUCUGUCUCUAGUACCACACUCGUGACUUACUCUGUAGAUCUUACUCUUACAACUUACCCUGUAAAUCUUACAGGUUUACACAGUGUAAAUGAAUAUGUAUUUUUGUUAUUCUUUAAUUUUUCCACUGAAGCAGACCCAAGGUGGUCUACUUUUAUUUAGGAGGCCACACUUUUUGAGUAUAUCAACUGCCAAGCCUUUGAAGCAGCUAUUUUGGGGCAGUUUUUCCCCAUCAGAGAGGUAAAAUACUGUAAGCUACAAUACUUUAACCCAGUUGAAUGAAAGGUGCUGCCCCUCAGCACAUAGUACUGAGUUGACUCUUAGUUUUCCUCUGGUACGUAUUUGGGGGCUUUACGGCACAUACAUCCUUGUUCCAUGGCUUUACCUUAUUUCAGGUCCUCUCCCACUUGAUGCUGAACUGCUAAUUCUGAUAUACCAUGUUAGAGAGUGUCUUCCCAUCUUUGCCUACCAGGAGGAAAGUCUCCUACCUUUCUUCCGUUAGUGCUACUUCUUCCAUCCCCUUCCUAGCAGUGUCCAAGGUGUGAGUUUCGUGUGCAAUUUUGUGUGGGAUUAAACAGUAUCAUUAGGUCAGGUUCGCUUGACAAAGUUCGGUGUCUCUUCCCACGUGGUGUCUGUGUCAGCCGUGACGAGGUUCCCCGAGUUGCCCGCGGCAUUUGCUGUCCCCUGCCAUGGCCCAAGGCUUUGUGCUGCUCCUUUCACUGCCUUUCCACCCCCUCCUUCGCUAUGGCUCCUGCCCAGCCUGUCUUCCUGCCAAACGGGGUCUCUUGGCUCUGCUCGCCUCCCUCUCUCCACUGUCCCCCUCGCUGUAGCAUUGUCAGCCAGCUUGCUCUGAACUGUCCCUUUGCAAAUGUGCUCAGUCUGAAUAUAUAAAUGGAUUGUCUUAUUUUUAUCCAGAGGAGAAUAAAUGGCUAUGGUGCAUUCACCGAUUUCCAUGAACUUUUAUCUUUUUGCUUAAGGUCUCCAAAAUAUUUCUAGCACAUGAGUAUGAGUUACUUUAUGGAGACCAAACUGGGCUUGGCAAUGAAUGAGCAGGGUGCUGGGCCAGCACUGAAAUUAGCUCUUCUUCCUGAGGAAUGGGAGAUCUCUCCUUGUUCCUGCAGCUUAUUCUAGCUGUGAGCCUUCAGCAGCUGAUCCACCCAC